GCACCAGCAAACAUAGUUCCAGCAGGCUACACAGAGCAGGACGCUGGGGGACAUCCACUCUGACAACUGGUUGUAUGGACACCAAGGCAACUUGUUGCACAUCCACAGCAGCCAGGAGGAAGGAGGGCACCCAGCAGGGCACCAGACCUUCUCCCCCGACAUGGAUCUGCGGGCAGAAUGAGUAGCUGAAGCCAGGAGGGAGAGAAGGAGGACGCGGGGAGCCCCCACCUGCACGCUGAAGACCCCUUUGUGCACAACCUCUAAGCCGCAGCCAUGUCUAACAUGGAGAGUAACGCAGGUGGUGUUAUUGCAUACAUCAGCUCCUCAAGCUCAGCCUCCAGCCCUUCCUCCUGCCACAGCGAGAGCUCCAAUGGUAGCUUCCAAUCCUCAUCCUCCUCUCUUCCAUCCUCUCCCAGCAGCUCUGCUUCUGAGGGCAGCAGCGGUGGGAGCAGCAGUGGGAGCAGCAGGAAUGGUACAAGCAGAAGUGACCUUCCAAGUGGGACCCUCACCACCAUAGAGGAAUCUCAGAAGAACCAACAGGUGGACACACUGUGCAUAAAAACAACCUAUACCAGUGCAGCAAUCCUAACCAAAGGCCAUGGUGGAGUCACCACUAAAUUCAAUGGAAUGAUUCUUCUGUGUAAAGUGUGUGGAGAUGUGGCGUCUGGAUUUCACUAUGGAGUCCAUGCUUGUGAGGGCUGUAAGGGUUUCUUUAGAAGAAGCAUUCAACAAAACAUCCAGUACAAAAAGUGCCUCAAGAAUGAGAGCUGUUCUAUCAUGAGGAUGAACCGAAAUCGCUGCCAGCAAUGUCGUUUCAAGAAGUGUCUGUCUGUCGGCAUGUCAAGAGAUGCUGUUCGUUUCGGGCGCAUUCCAAAACGUGAAAAGCAGAGAAUGCUGAUGGAGAUGCAGACUGCUAUGAAGACCAUGAUGAACAGCCAGUUUGUUAGCUCAGGACACCAAGAAGCACUGCCAGAUUACCAAGCUUCACCUUCACUUUUGCCACUUGUGCCCCCACCUGUUCAAGAAAAGUUGGACACUAGUGGUCACAAUUACUCAGAUAAAAGCCUCACUCUACCUGCAUCUUCUUCUCUUCCUCCUCCUCCUCCAUCAUUUGAUGUUAGCAAAGAAGAUGUUAUUGGUACAGUAACUAGGGCUCAUAGAGAAACUUUCAUGUAUAACCAGGAGUCUUCCAAAAUCAAAAAUGAAGCAAACCACCAGAUAGAAGAAAGAAUGAAUAAUGUAAAAUGCAUCAACAAAAGCAACAAUAUCUACUCCAAUAAUGGUCUCAGCACUGCUCGCUGUCCCGCUAGUGGAAACCAGAAUCAUAUAAAUGAACAGCACAGAGAGAAGAACAUGGCUGGUUAUUCUAACAUCCACGCUGUUUGUUACUCCAAUGACAAUAAUAUAAACAUUUCCAAUGGCUUCUCCCACAAAGAUUUCAGCAGAGGAGCCAUGCUUGAUGUACCACAGGCUGAACAUAUGAAUGGCUACUCCUGCAAGAGGGGAAGGAGAAUGCAUCUGGUUUGCCCUAUGAGCAUGUCUCCGUUCAUGGACCCAAAUAAAUCAGGACCUCAAAUCUGGGAAGAGUUCUCUGUGAGUUUCACCCCGGCUGUAAAGGAGGUUGUCGAUUUUGCCAAGCGCAUUCCAGGAUUUAAAGAUCUUUCCCAGUAUGAUCAGGUCAACCUGCUGAAGGCUGGAACUUUUGAGGUAUUGAUGGUACGGUUCGCAUCAUUAUUUGAUGCAAAGGAGCGUACUGUUACUUUUCUUAGCGGAAAGAAGUACAGUGUGGAUGAGCUGCGCUCUAUGGGAGCUGGGGAGCUGCUCAACUCUGUUUUUGAAUUCAGUGAGAAGCUUAGUGCUCUGCAGCUUAGUGAGGAGGAGAUGAGUUUGUUUACAGCAGUUGUCCUCGUCUCUGCUGAUCGCUCUGGUAUUGAAAAUGUAAACUCUGUUGAAGCAUUACAAGAAACACUGAUCCGUGCACUGAGGACUUUAAUCAUGAAAAACCAUCCCAACGAGGCCUCCACCUUUACUAGGCUCCUCCUGAAGUUAGCAGACCUGCGUUCUCUCAAUAACAUGCACUCAGAGGAGCUUUUGGCUUUCAAAAUUCACCCAUAGGCCUAUAAAUGACUAACG
This is a messenger RNA of Bufo gargarizans (Asiatic toad), 2133 nucleotides long. It is a transcript of the gene NR1D2, whose product is annotated as nuclear receptor subfamily 1 group D member 2. Gene Ontology annotation, molecular function: nuclear receptor activity; zinc ion binding; RNA polymerase II cis-regulatory region sequence-specific DNA binding. The coding region runs from base 274 to 2115 and encodes 613 amino acids. The record is from RefSeq and is a predicted model, not a curated record. The transcript is spliced from 8 exons. Lineage: Eukaryota; Metazoa; Chordata; Amphibia; Anura; Bufonidae. Gene Ontology annotation, biological process: positive regulation of transcription by RNA polymerase II; cell differentiation; hormone-mediated signaling pathway.